Messenger RNA from Corythoichthys intestinalis (scribbled pipefish), 2327 nucleotides. RefSeq names its product pyridine nucleotide-disulphide oxidoreductase domain 1 (gene pyroxd1). The record is from RefSeq and is a predicted model, not a curated record. Bases 141 to 1691 code for a protein of 516 amino acids. NCBI's taxonomy places the organism in Eukaryota, Metazoa, Chordata, Actinopteri, Syngnathiformes, Syngnathidae. Gene Ontology annotation, molecular function: oxidoreductase activity; flavin adenine dinucleotide binding. The transcript is spliced from 12 exons.
UGUGUAAAUGUCCUUAUCGUUUGCCGUAGUUUAUGUAAACAAGGAAGUGAGUUGACAGUAGCCUAGCUAGCCACGUCAUAAAUUAGUCACAGCUAUCUAUAGGAUUAAUUUAUCAUACAUUUAGUCAAUAAUUAUGUACCAUGGAGAGUAAAAUACGGAAAACGUUCAAAUUUGUCGUCAUCGGUGGUGGCAUUGCGGGCGUGACGUGUGUUGAGCAGUUGUCAUACAGUUUACCUUCAGCUGACGUCGCUCUGAUUACCGCAGGCUCCCACAUAAAGGCAGUGACCAACUAUAAGCAGGUGGCCAAGGUUUUAGAAGAGUUUGAUGUGGAGGAGCAGCCUACCAGUGUUCUGGAAGAAAAAUUCCCUAACCUGACUGUCAUUCACUCGCCUGUUAAAACACUGCUGGCACAAUCACAUCUUGUAGAAACUGCAGAUGGACACAUUUAUGGCUAUGAGAUGCUCUGCAUCUGCAGCGGGGCUAGACCAAAGCUGCUAACCCACGACAAGCCGUAUGUGCUGGGGAUUCGGGACACAGACAGUGCUCAGGAGUUUCAGAAGCAGUUAACUAAAGCCAGGAGGAUAGUCGUCGUCGGAAAUGGAGGGAUUGCAUUGGAGUUAGUGUAUGAAGUGGAAGGCUGCGAGGUGAUCUGGGCCGUGAAGGACAACGCCAUCGGAAACACCUUCUUUGACGCGGGAGCGGCAAAGUUCCUCGUGCCGUCGCUGGGCGCCGACAAGCCAGAGCGAGCCGCUCCGUGCAAGAGAUCUCGCUACACAACUGAGGCCCAAACCUUCACUGCAGGUCUUAUUGUUAAAACCAUCUUUUUUUUCUCACGCCGUCCACUCACGUGCACCAUUGCCUCCCCAGAUCGACACACGCGAGGACGCGGCCCCGGUCACACGGAGCCCGGCAGCGCGCUCGGUCCCGAUUGGCACCGAGGGCUUGUUCUUAAAGGAGCAGAGCAGGCAUCCCGUAGAGUUUCAGUGGAAUAUCAGUGUGAGGUGGAAACAAUCUUCACCUCCGAAGAGAUGCUCAAUUCCCAAUUGGAAACAUACACACUCGAUACUGGAAAGUGGCCAGUUUACGUAAAGCUGACCAACGGCAAGACGUUUGGGUGCGACUUUGUCGUGAGCGCCACUGGUGUGACGCCCAACACGGAGCCGUUUCUGCACGGCAACAAUUUCACUCUGGCAGAAGACGGCGGCCUCCGAGUGGACGACCACAUGGUGACGUCGGAGCCUGACGUUUACGCCGCCGGAGACGUAUGCACGGCAGGCUGGGAGCACAGUGAGCUGUGGCAGCAAAUGCGUUUGUGGACGCAAGCUCGUCAGAUGGGAUGGCACGCCGGGCGAUGCAUGGCCGCACGGGUCUUAUCGGAAGCCAUCGAGCUGGAUUUCUGCUUCGAGUUAUUUUCGCAUAUUACAAAAUUCUUUAACUACAAGGUUGUCCUGCUCGGGAAGUUUAACGCCCAGGGGCUGGGGUCAGACUAUGAGCUGCUGCUGCGCUACACCAAAGACCAGGAGUAUGUCAAGGUGGUUCUACAAAAAGGCAGGAUGGUUGGAGCAGUGCUGAUUGGAGAAACUGACUUAGAAGAGACAUUUGAGAACCUUAUUUUAAACAAAAUGGAUCUCACAGAAUAUGGGGAGGACCUUCUCAACCCUAAUGUUGAUAUAGAAGACUACUUUGAUUAAGGAAAUGUUAAGCACUGACUUGUGCCUGGGAAGGACAUUGACAUUUGUUGACAUUUUGUAGAAAGGACGGGGUUAAAAUAACACAUCUGCACAUACACACACAAAAAUUCUUCCAGCCUUUUUCCACAUUAUGUUUCAGGUCACUUGUCAGUAGUUAACAAAUUGCACACAUUGACUGUGUGACUGUUAAUGGUUGUAGAAGGUUAACUAAUUAAAUAGCUGGGGCAUGAGUCAUCAAAAAUACCAGGAAUAAAUCCAUGUUGUGACUCAGCAGGACAAUGUUUUGUUUGGGUCAUGUCAUGGAAUGGAUGAGCGUUAAGUACGGUAGGUUAAUCUUGUAGAUCAGUUGUCCUCGAUGACUUCACAAAAGCCUGAUUUGCUUCUUUAUCUGAUGAGGAAUCACAUGUUACUCCAAUUCUUAUCCAGCCUGAGACAACAACAAAAUGGCCUUAUUAUGAAGUGUUAGGAACAGGGUGUUCAACUGUGAAGAACAUGCUGUUUCAGCAUACUAACACGAGUUAAUCCAGAAUGUGCAGAGAAGAAUUUGAGUGUUAUGAGGUGUUGACAUUUGCAUGUUAUGCUCAUAUGUUCCAGAUCAACCAUGAUUAAACUUGUCAGAUUUGACUGGUACUGAAA